Messenger RNA from Rhodofomes roseus, 925 nucleotides. RefSeq lists its product as uncharacterized. NCBI's taxonomy places the organism in Eukaryota, Fungi, Basidiomycota, Agaricomycetes, Polyporales, Fomitopsidaceae. The record is from RefSeq and is a predicted model, not a curated record. The transcript has 5 exons. Bases 365 to 796 code for a protein of 143 amino acids.
UCGUGGUGUGGCGAUGCAUGUCACUGGUAUGCCUAGCUCGAGCUAACUGAUAUACGAGUCCAGUACGCAUCAGAUCAAGUCACGCAGGUUUCCAACCAAUCUUCAACGCUACGAGGCGAUGCUUACGGCAACCUUGACGAUCCCUGCAAAUUCAUAGAUUACCGGUCAUCAACAUCACAUUGAACUGAAGUUCACUCGUUAAUUGGGAGUCAUGGUCAAGGCACCGUACCGCUGUUAGCAGUCAGGACAGGUCGUUGCUUGUCGUUCUUGUCGGAUAGACCGGGACCAUGCCUCCGUAUGGUCUAUCAUAUCUCUGCAGCUCGAUGUGCAGGCGCUUCGCUGAGAUAAUUCACAAGUUGUAAGUAUGUACACAAGCGAUAUCCUUCUCCCGCGAGUCCUGCUCGUCGCUCGCUCAUGGGCUGAGGCCCGUCUACUUUCGAGAGACAGCGGCCGCGCAAAGUCAGAAUACGAAUACUGCCGCGGACUCGAAACGAACCCCGAUACUCAGACACGACGGCCAACCAGUCUGCGACGCGGAACAUCAUGCCGUCAUCACGGACUCGGUAGGGUAUGUUCCAAUACUCAUGAGAAAAACAUCCGACUGAGGUGGCCACUGGCACACCAUAACAAAACAACGGGUAGGUACUCCACCUCGGCGUUCUCUGCUUCAGGCAACUGCCUGCCCUCUGCUCCGGUCUCAGUCGGAUGCGAACAUGCGAAUUCGCUCGGAGGAGUCCGCUUCUUACAGGUCGCAAGCACCCUGCGUGCAAAGAUGGAGAUGAAUUACAUUGAUUGAUGCUCAGGCUUCGUCACCACAGUCGCUCGGGAUCUCCCUUGAGUAACAGCAAGCCUUCCUGCGCGCCAGGAUGCACCCGAGGGAUCAUGUCUUGCCCUGGUACUCUGCUACCGCUUCUGGUCCUACAAU